UAAGAAAAAAUUGGGCACCUGGGCAGCAUUUUGGUUCUAGCCUCUUAUCCCAAACAUUCACCAUGUCCCUCCUGCCAAACAAGAAAAUAGAGAAGAGAAAGCCUCCUUUUUGUUAUUUUGGAUCACUGCUCACAUAAUCAUGGUUGCUGUUGGAAAAGAAAAAUGAAACACGAAUUGGCUCAGGUGUUUGAAUUCGUAGGUUGUCAUUUGAGUUUGUCAUUCUACGUAGGAUUCCCCUCUGCCAACUAUUUAAUUAAUGUCGAUGUGGGACUCUGAUUAUUCCCCGUACACCAACCCAACUACGGCGUGGAACAACCAGCUCCGGCAGCUAUCGAAGCAACGGCAGUACAGAGAAGCUCUAACCCUUUACCGUCAUAUGCUCCGUUCUUCAUUCUUUCCCAACACCUUCACUUUCCCCUUUCUUUUCAAAUCUUGCGCCUUUCUCUCUCUCCCUCUCACUGCUUCCCAGCUCCAUGCACAUGUCAUCCGAACCGGGUCAAAACCCGACCCGUAUACCCGUUCCUCCCUCAUCAGUACCUACUCCAAAUGCUCCCUCCCUCACCACGCGCGCAAGGUUUUCGAUGAAAUGCCGAAUCCCACCAUUUGCUACAAUGCAAUGAUCUCCGGCUAUUCCUUCAACUCCAACCCUCUUGAGGCUGUCAAGUUGUUUCGUCAAAUGCGGAGGGAGGAGGAGGACAGUUUGGACGUUAAUGGUAACGUUAGUGUUAACGCUGUUACACUGUUGAGUUUGGUUUCUGGCUGUUCCGUGGCUACCCAUUUGAAAAUUGGGUCGUGCCUCCAUGGGUGUGUUGUUAGGUUUGGGUUUGUGACCGAUUUGGCUGUGGCGAAUAGUUUGGUCACUAUGUAUGUGAAAUGCGGGGAGGUUGAAGUUGCACGCCAAGUGUUUGACGAAAUGUUUGUCAGGGAUUUGAUUACUUGGAAUGCUAUGAUUUCUGGGUACGCGCAAAACGGGCAUGCUAGGACUGUUUUGGAGGUUUAUAAUGAGAUGAAGUUGAGUGGGGUGAGUGCUGAUGCUGUUACUCUUCUGGGGCUUCUGUCAGCUUGUGCAAAUCUUGGAGCACAAGGAAUUGGUCGGGAGGUGGAGCGCGAGAUUAAGCGGUUAGGUUUUGAUUCUAAUCCGUUUUUGAGGAAUGCGCUUGUGAAUAUGUAUGCUAGGUGUGGAAACCUGACUGAGGCGCGCAGGGUUUUUGAUUGCUCGGGGGAGAAGAGUUUGGUUUCCUGGACGGCAAUCAUUGGUGGGUAUGGGAUCCAUGGCCAGGGGACGGUUGCGAUAGAGCUUUUUGAUGAGAUGGUUAAGUCAGGUGUUAGGCCGGAUCAGACGGUAUUUGUGAGUGUUCUUUCGGCGUGCAGCCAUGCCGGGUUAACUGAUAGGGGUUUGGAGUAUUUUGAAGACAUGAAAAUGAAGUAUGGUUUGCAGCCUGGUCCGGAGCACUACUCUUGUGUGGUGGAUCUAUUAGGCCGUGCAGGUAGGUUGGAGGAGGCUGUGGAUCUCAUAAUGUCAAUGAAGGUGAAACCUGAUGGUGCUGUUUGGGGUGCCCUUCUGGGUGCUUGCAAGAUUCAUAAGAAUGUGAAGGUAGCAGAGUUGGCCUUUCAGCAUGUUGUUGAGCUUGAACCCAUGAAUAUAGGUUACUAUGUUUUGUUGUCCAAUAUAUACACUGAUGCUAACAACUUAGAGGGGGUUUUAAGAGUUAGAGUCAUGAUGAGGGAAAGAAAGCUUAGGAAGGAUCCAGGACACAGCUAUGUAGAAUAUAAGGGAAAAAUGCACCUUUUUCACUCGGGGGAUCUGAGCCAUCCUCGAAGUAAGGAAAUAUAUAGGAUGUUAGAUAAAUUGGAAAAUCUUGUGAAGGAGAUUCUUCCACCAGAUGAGAAAUGUCAAGGAAGAAGCGAAGAACUCUUACUUGGUACAGGGGUGCACAGUGAAAAACUGGCAAUUGCAUUUGCUUUGUUGAAUUCUAAGAGUGGAACAGAAAUUACUGUCAUGAAAAACUUGCGAGUGUGUGUGCAUUGCCAUUUGUUCAUUAAGUUGGUUAGCAAGAUUGUUAAUCGCCAAUUUAUUGUUAGAGAUGCCACUCGCUUUCAUCAUUUCAGAGAUGGGAUCUGCUCAUGUAAGGACUACUGGUGAAACCAAUGCAGCUCUAUUUAUCAAAAAUUGCUUUGGAUAGUACUCAGAGAUGUCUUACCUCACCUAAGUGAUUGAUGCUGUUAGUGAGGGAGGAGGACUGAGGACGAUGCAUCCAUGUUGAGAAAUUCUAUAAAUAUGCACAACCACAACCCAAUUAUUUAGGAAAAUAGGAAAGAAAACUGUGAAUCCGCUGAGCUUGGAAAAGGAAGAUUGCAACCACAGCACGGGAUGUGCAAUGGUUUUCUAUUCUAUAACAUGAUGAGGCUAACUUCCGAUGAAGAACUAUUCUUUUUCGCAUGCAAGACUCGUCCUGAAACCUUUAAGAAAGUCAAGCAUGCGCUACUUAAAUCAAUCACCAGUUGGUCAAGUGCAACUUCCAGUGGCAAAAAGUGUAUGGCGUCCUUCAAUUGGCAAUAGCAAUUUUUUUUCUCUGUGGAGUCCUGGAAAUCCUCCCAAGGAGGUGAUUGACUUUUUUGCCCAACACCGUAAACAGUUUCCCUAACAAUGACAUACCCUCUAAUUUUGUCCACAUACAACAAAAAAUGCUCUUAAUUAC
Vigna umbellata (rice bean) is the source of this 2699-nucleotide messenger RNA. Its product is annotated as putative pentatricopeptide repeat-containing protein At3g11460, mitochondrial. Gene Ontology annotation, molecular function: RNA binding; protein binding; zinc ion binding. NCBI's taxonomy places the organism in Eukaryota, Viridiplantae, Streptophyta, Magnoliopsida, Fabales, Fabaceae. The record is from RefSeq and is a predicted model, not a curated record. Gene Ontology annotation, biological process: RNA modification.